AUCACCUCUCUUUGUUGAUGUGUUAGUAGGAUUAAGAAGGACCUCUUCUAGCUGAAAAAAUCUAAGCUUACUUUUUCACGAUCUCUUAGUCCUGCAAAUGCAAUUUUUUAUUUACUCCUCAGCUGAAAAAUUAAAAGCUGACCUGAGUUCGGCCCUUGCCCUCAUCUCUAAAAUUUCAUCUUCAGAUAGAGAGAGAGAAUCAGUGUAGAGCAGCGGUGGCACUAAUAUGUACUAGAUGGACAUGGUACUGUUAUUAUCAUCAUUCUUUGAACUAUGUAUGAUGUCCUCGAUUGACUCUGCCUUCCAACCCCUAUUAACUUUAUCGAUAGAUUCUUCAACUCUUCUCCGGAACUCAUCGUUUUCAUUGUUCUUCUUGUAGUCGUCACAGUUAUCACUUCCUUUGUCUUUGGCCAUUGGUGUUUCUUGGGCGUUUGACACUUUGCUAUCUUCUAACAACAUUUUAUCUAUUCACGAGAAAUAUCUUCUUCUCAACCCUCGCGGCAUAGUUUUAUAAGAGAAUGUGUUUCUUUUCUCUUGUCGUUAACAGAUCUUAAUUAUGGCCGGCAAAGGUGAAUCUGUUAAUAGCAUAGUUUAAUGAGGAUAUUACCAAUAUCAUAUAGGAAAUCACGAAUCAAUGUCCGAAGAUGUAUAUAUGUAAUAUGCAUAUGCAUGUGCCAAAUAGGAGAGCGACUUUCAGUGGCAGAGAAAUGGAGAACAAACAUGGGAUCAAGAAUUUUGGGGGUUCUCUUCCAGUUGAGAAUGUUCAAGCACUUUCUUCAAAGAACUUAAAGGAAGUACCAAUCAGAUACAUCAGGCCUGAGCUCGAAUUCGAUGAGUUCUCAAUGGAUGAAUCCCUCCAAAUUCCAGUCAUCGAUAUGAGCAAGCUCAAGGAAGAUCAAUCAAGCCACAACGAUGAAUUGGCCCAGCUUCAUAUCGCAUGUCGAAACUGGGGCUUCUUUCAGUUAAUCAAUCAUGGGGUGUCAGAAGAAGUGAUGGAGAAUAUGAAGAUGGACAUACAAGAGUUUUUUAAGCUGCCAUUUGAGGAGAAGAUGGCCUUUGCUCAGCUACCAAAUAAUAUUGAAGGAUAUGGCCAAGCGUUUGUCGUUUCUGAUGAACAAAAGCUUGAUUGGGGUGACAUGCUCUUUCUUCUUCCCCUACCUGCCUCCUCCAGAAAGAUGAGAUUUUGGCCUACUAAUCCCACAUCUUUCGGAGAAACUUUUGACAAGUACUCCUCAGAACUGCAAAGGAUCGCAGUAUGCAUAUUGAGGUUGAUGGCCAGGAACUUAGGAAUUGAUCCAGAGGAUGUUGCAACCAUGUUUGAAGAUGGGGUACAAGGGAUAAGAAUGAAUUAUUAUCCACCAUGUAUUCAGGCGAACAAAGUCAUAGGCCUCACAACACAUUCUGAUGCCACUGGACUGACCUUGUUAACUCAAGUAAACGAAGUACAAGGAUUACAAAUCAAGAAGGAUGGUAGAUGGGUACCCAUCACACCCAUUCCAGGUGCAUUCAUAAUUAAUGUUGGCGAUAUCAUUGAGAUAAUGAGCAAUGGGGAAUACAGGAGCAUAGAGCACAGAGCUGUCGUAAACCCAGAGAAAGAGCGCCUUUCAAUUGCUGCAUUUCACAAUCCAGAUAUAAAAACCAUGAUAGGACCUUUGGGAGAUCUUGUCAAGGGAAAGAAACCAAAUUACAAGACAAUAACACAUGAGGAAUUCGUCAAGCUUGUUGUGACCAGCAAACUUGAUGGUAAACUCUUAGUGGGUCAUAUGAAGAUCAAUCAUAGCUCAUCUCUUGCUUAAAGGCUAUCCAGCAAUUAUCAUACAAUAUCAGCCACUGUACCAGAGAAAGUUCCUUGGGAGAUCCAAGUCCAAAUUCUGAGUAUCAAAGAUAAACUACCUUUCUUCGCGUUACGACAUGGGAGAUCCAAGCCCAAAUUCUAAGUAUCCAAGAUAACCAUCUUUAUUUGUGUUCUGGCAAGCAUCUUUUGUUCAAAGUAGCAGGUUAGCUAAGAACGGUUUGAAAAAUUCCUUUCUGUCUCUUGGAUUUCAAAUCCCCGAGCCUCUAGAGGCUCUUAUUUUGUAUAACGCCCAAUCGAGUUAUUUUCAGCAAUGAGAUCUCUAUGUUGCAAUACAAAAAGAUAUACCCGUACAAUAUUA
Molecule: messenger RNA, 2153 nt
Organism: Ricinus communis (castor bean)
Lineage: Eukaryota; Viridiplantae; Streptophyta; Magnoliopsida; Malpighiales; Euphorbiaceae
Product: S-norcoclaurine synthase 1
Source: RefSeq, a predicted model, not a curated record